Messenger RNA from Eruca vesicaria subsp. sativa (arugula), 2046 nucleotides. NCBI's taxonomy places the organism in Eukaryota, Viridiplantae, Streptophyta, Magnoliopsida, Brassicales, Brassicaceae. The record is from the annotation of a GenBank genome assembly.
AUGUCGAAGUUUACGAUUAUUCAACUAUGUCUCCUUACCUUAUUCGUCAGGACCAAUUCGUUUUCCGACCCAAACGACGGCUUUCAGUCGCCACUUCUGAUCAAAAGGCAUCAACGGACGCAGCUCGUUGCUACAGAGUUUGGAGAGAUAUCAGCCGUCCAUAUCGGAGAUGGAUACAUUAUUCAAUUCAUAACAUUGGAGCCAAACGGACUCCUGCUUCCUCUUCUUCUCCAUUCCGACAUGGUUUUCUUUGUCCACACUGGGAGUGGGGUUUUGAAUUGGAUCGACGAGGAGAAAGAGAGGACGCUAGAACUAAAACGAGGAGAUGUUUUUAGGCUGCGUUACGGUACAGUUUUCUACCUACAUUGCAACUUAGAGAGAGAUGAAGUUCCAGAUAAGCUUAGAGUUUACGCAAUCUUCGAUGUCGGGAAGUGUUUAUAUGAUCCAUGUCUACGAACGUACUCGAGUAUUAGAGACUUGUUAUGGGGAUUUGAUGAGAGAACUCUCCGGUCAGCAUUUGCGGUUCCUGAGGAUGUUUUCGGGAGGCUAAGAGAUGCAGUGAAGCCUCCGCUGAUCACAAAUGCUAUGCCAAGAAACAGAACACAAGGGUUGGAGGAGGAGACGUGGGGAUCACGGCUAGCCAAACUCUUUGUCAGGGUUGAAGACGUGACUGAUCACUUGGAGAUGAAACCGGUUGUUAAUAGUAAGAAGAAGAAGAAGAAGAAGUCCAGUGCUUACAAUGUUUUCGAGUCUGAUCCAGACUUUGAGAAUGUCCAUGGCCAGAGCAUAGUGGUUGACGAGAAGGAUAUGGAUGCUUUAAAGGGUUCGAGUUUUGGAGUUUAUAUGGUUAAUUUAACGAAGGGGUCAAUGAUGGCACCUCACUGGAACCCCAAUGCUUGGGAGAUAUCGAUUGUGUUACAAGGAGAAGGGAUGAUUCGGGUUGUUAACAACCCGUCGCAUCAAAGCAAGAACGAUAGUGAGAGGUUCAAGGUUGAGGAUGGGGAUGUUUUUGUUGUGCCGCAGUUUUAUCCUAUGGCUCAGUUGUCUUUUAUAAACAGUUCAUUCAUGUUUAUGGGAUUCAGCACGUCGGCUAAGAAAAACCACCCUCAGUUCCUAGUAGGGCAGAACUCGGUUCUAAAGAUGAUCGACCGGGAUGUACUUGCCACGUCUUUCAACAUGAGAUAUGAGACUAUUGAGAGGCUGUUGGGAGCUCAGAAAGAUAGUUUGAUGUUGGAGUGUGUGUCUUGUGCGGAGGUGGAGCUUUCUAGGCUUAUGAGAGAGAUUGAAGAGAGGAAAAGACGUGAAGAAGAAGAAAUUGAGCGGAGAAGGAAAGAAGAAGAGGAAGCAAGAAAGAGAGAAGAAGAAAGGGAGAGAGAGGAAGAGGCUGCUAAGAGACGGGAGGAAGAAAGAAGGAGGCGUGAGGACGAAGAAGCUGAGCGAAAAAGGAAAGCAGAAGAGGAAGCAAGAAAGAGAGCAGAAGAAAGGGAGAGGGAGGAAGAGGCUGCUAGGAAACGAGAAGAAGAUAGGAGGCAACGUGAGGAAGAAGAAGCUGAGCGGAAAAAGAAAGCAGAAGAGGAAGCAAGAAAGAGAGCAGAAGAAAGGGAGAGGGAGCAAGAGGCUGCUAGGAGACGAGAAGAAGAGAGGAGGCAACGUGAGGAACACGAAGCUGAGCGUAAAAGAAAAGCAGAAGAAGAAGCAAGAAAGAGAGAAGAGGCAAGGGAGAGAGAAGAAGAGGAGGCCAAGAAACAGGAGGAAGAGAGGAUAAGACGUGAGAAAGAAAAGGAAGCAGCGAGGAAGAGAAAAGAAGAAAGGGAAAGGGAAGAAGAGAUGGCUAAGAGACGAGAAGAAGAGAGGCAGAGGAAGGAGAGAGAAGAGGUGGAAAGAAAGAAACGUGAAGAACAAGAAAGAAAGAAACGUGAAGAGGAAGCUAUGAGAAGAGAAGAGGAGAGAAAGAGAGAAGAAGAAGCUGCUAAAAGAGCAGAGGAGGAACGAAGAAAACGAGAAGAGAAGCGGAGGCCACCGCCACAACCACCUAUCGACCACUAA